AAAGCCCGCUUGGCCAGGAUACGAAUAUCCAAGACUGGAAGCUCCAACGCCUUCCUCCACAGCAAGCGCAACGGCCUGUUCAACGAAGCUCUAGAGCUCACGCAACUUCCAUACAAGAUGAACCUUUCAGAUCAGAGUUCCACUGAGGAUGAGCAACGUUUAAGCAAGUCUACCUCUCUAUUAGAGAGCCAGCACCACCACCUGCUGCACUGUCUGGAGAAAACCACCAACCAUGAGUUUGUGGAUGAGCAGUAUUACCAGCAGAGCUACCUGGAGGCAGGGCUGCAGAAUUACCCCUCUCGAAGCCCCUCCCUGUCCAGCCAGGACGGUGUGACCGGGACAUGCUGCACCCGCCGGAGCAAGAAGCACCACACCCCUUUACCGAAUGCCAGUGCCCCAGCACACAUGCAGCCUUUGACACACACGCACACACACCAACAAGGCUUGCAGGAGCUCAGUACCAUCCACAUCCAGCCCCUCAGCACCAGCCGCUCCAGUCUGAACAUGCGCGUAGAUGAGCCAGCACCUCUGAACUGCCAGAGCAGCCAGAUCACCACAGCAAUCAUCAGCAUUCCCACACCACCGGUGACGACCCCCGAGGGCGACGCUGCUCAUCUGCCCGCAGGCCCCACCCACCAAAAUGUCGUGAAGGUGUCCGCACUGUGA
Stegastes partitus (bicolor damselfish) is the source of this 666-nucleotide messenger RNA. RefSeq names its product potassium voltage-gated channel subfamily D member 3. Gene Ontology annotation, molecular function: voltage-gated potassium channel activity. NCBI's taxonomy places the organism in Eukaryota, Metazoa, Chordata, Actinopteri, Pomacentridae. The record is from RefSeq and is a predicted model, not a curated record. Gene Ontology annotation, cellular component: voltage-gated potassium channel complex. The transcript is spliced from 5 exons. The annotation marks the transcript as partial. Gene Ontology annotation, biological process: potassium ion transport.